AUGGAUUUAUUUUAUGCAAAAAUCGUGCAAGAGAUUGAAUCAUAUAUAACUGAUGCUAAUCUAAACAAUGAUUAUAUCAUAGCAAAUUGCGUACGUGAAAAUGAUGGAUGGAUACGGCUUGAAUUGUUAAGUCGUUGUAAUAAAUUAUCAAGUUAUAACUAUGAUACAAUACUUCAAGCUUUACACUCUAAAUAUUCAAAUAUAAUUGAAUUGAGUUCAUUUACACCUCGAUGUAUACGUCAUCGAUGUCAACCAUUAACAGGAGAUAGUAUUCAAGAUAAUCGAACUGUUAUUGUUACCGGUUUACCAUAUGAUGCUAGACAUGAAGAAUUAAUAGAAUUUUUCAAUCAUUUUUAUCCGGUUAAAGAAAUAAAAAUGUUUUCAUUAUCAAAUAGAUUUAAUGGAAUAAUUCACCUUAUAUUUAAACAAUCGCAAGAUGCAUUAGAAUUUGUUCAACGAUCAAAAUUAACACGCAUACUGUAUGUUCGUGAUAAUUCACAGCAAUUAUCGAAUGGUUAUGACAUUGCUUGUAAAAUGUUAACUGAUAAUGUUAAUAAAGAUUUUAUUGAACAGAAUAAUCAACAAAAUUUUAUUAAGGGUAACAAAAAAAAAAUAGAAAUUAAUUAUUUAUAUAUAUUAUUUUUAUAA
Rotaria sp. Silwood2 is the source of this 648-nucleotide messenger RNA. The record is from the annotation of a GenBank genome assembly. Lineage: Eukaryota; Metazoa; Rotifera; Eurotatoria; Philodinida; Philodinidae.